Molecule: messenger RNA, 5155 nt
Organism: Myxocyprinus asiaticus (Chinese sucker)
Lineage: Eukaryota; Metazoa; Chordata; Actinopteri; Cypriniformes; Catostomidae
Product: SRC kinase signaling inhibitor 1-like
Exons: 20
Coding region: 130-4626 (1498 amino acids)
Biological process (GO): regulation of dendritic spine morphogenesis
Cellular component (GO): postsynaptic density; actin cytoskeleton; cytoplasm
Source: RefSeq, a predicted model, not a curated record
GAAGCGUGGUGGCUCUGGAAGAGGCUAACAGCACGGAGUGAAGAGGAGAGAGUAGGAGGACAGGAGGGUGGAUCAGGAAGCAGACUGGUGGCUCUCUCUUGUAGGCAGCGGAGCACAGUGAAGGCAAUUAUGGGAAAUGCACCAUCUCAAGCUAAUGUUGGGGCCUGCUUUCCGAAGCAAGAUCAGGAGCGUGGCGGAGGUCACAUGAUCUCCACCGAUGAUUUGGAGUACCCGCGCGAGUAUCGGACGCUAGGAAACAGCACACGGCGCUUCUCCAAUGUGGGACUGGUCCACACCUCUGAGCACCGGCACACGGUUAUUGCUGCCCAGAGCUUGGAGGCCCUCACCAACCUGCACAAGGCUGACAUGGAACGCAAGCGGGACGCCUUCAUGGACCAUCUGAAAAACAAGUACCCACCCCAGCACUCCCUGCCACCCUCUCCAUCCCCCUCACACAGCAGCAUGAGGGGCAGCUCCGAGAGAAGCGCUCGAGAACAGCAACAGCCAAACUACUGGAGCUUUAAGAGCCGUAGCCCACGUCACUCCCAGUCAACUCAGUCAGGUUUGGCAGACCAGGCAUCUAAGCUGUCCUUUGCCUCUGCUGAGUCUCUGGAGACCAUGUCCGAGGCCGACAUGCCACUGGGCUUCAACCGCAUGAACCGUUUCCGUCAGAGCCUCCCCCUUUCCCGCUCAGCAAGCCAGAACAAACUACGCUCUCCAGGUGUCCUCUUUCUACAGUUUGGAGAUGAGACCAGGCGUGUUCACAUUACUCAUGAGCUCAACAGUUUGGAGACCUUGCACGCGCUCAUUGUACACAUGUUCCCUCAGAAGCUGACAGCGGGAAUGUUGAAGUCUCCCAACACAGCAAUCUUGAUCAAAGACGAAGCAAGAAAUGUCUUCUACGAGCUGGAGGACGUGAGAGACAUACAGGACCGCAGCAUCAUCAAAAUCUAUCGUAAAGAGCCCAUCUAUGCCUCCUACCCUGCAGCACAUCUGGCCAAUGGAGACCUCAGGAGAGAGAUGGUUUACUCAUCGCGGGACUCGUCACCUACCCGUCGUCUCAACACCCUCCCUUCUUCCACUGCCUCGCCCUCCUCCGGUUCCCCAUCACGAUCCCGUCUAUCCUAUAGCGGGAGUCGCCCCCCAUCUUUUGCUGGUCAGGGUCACCCCCAUCCCCAGGGCCCUCAGCAUCAGUCCCACCACCUGUCCCCCUCUCAUGGACAAGCUCAAGGGCUAACGCCUUCUUCCUCCGCCAUCCUGGAGCGUCGCGAUGUCAAACCCGAUGAGGAGAUGUCUGGUAAGAACAUGGUUCUUUUGAAGAACGAGGGCCUGUAUGCUGACCCCUACAGCCUAAUGCAUGAGGGUCGGCUUAGCAUUGCCUCUACUCAAUCACUGGCCACCAUCGCCGACCCCUUUGGUUUCCCGGUGUCAGGAGGGCUUUACCGCAGGGGUUCGAUGCGGUCUCUUAGUACAUACUCAGCUGCAGCGCUACAAGGAGAACUGGAGGACUCCCUGUAUAAACCUGGGGGUUCUCUGUACUCUGAUACCUACGGCCCCAGCUCCACGCUUGGGAUGGGCUUUCGACUGCCACCCUCCUCCCCUCAGAAAAUUCCAGAUGUUCAGUUACGUGACAGAGACUCGUUCACCGGUUCGCCGAGCCGAGGGUCGCCCGUGAGACAGACCUUCCGCAAGGACUCCGCCUCCUCGUCUGUGUUUAUGGAGAGUCCGAAGUCCAGACCCAGCUCUAGUUCAGAACCUCUAGGAGAUGGGAUUAAGGGACCCGGGUUUGUGUCGCCAUUGUCUGGGAAUGAGACAGACACACGCAGGGAUCGUAUGGAGGCAAUGGAGAAGCAGAUAGCCAGUCUGACUGGACUGGUUCAGAGCGUCCUAACUCGAGCACCAGACAGCGACAGCACAUGCGGCCUGCUGCGUCUCUGCAUGAUGGCGGGCUGCCCUCCGGACCAGGGGGCGGAGUUUUCACGGCCCUUCCCUUUCUCUUCCAGCGAGAAGACCGAAUCCACCAGCAACGGCUCCGCCACAGGAACAGGCCGGCUGAAGAAGAAAGCACUGACUCCAUCUGCUCCACUGGCUCUGAUGCCUCCACCUUCAUCUAGCACCUCUCAGGCCUCGACUGUCUCCAGGCUACAGAUGCAGCUCCACCUCCAUGACUUACAACAGAAUGCCACUGAUCUGCGCAAACAGCUUGUACAGCUUCGGAAAAUGCAGCUGCAGAACCAGGACUCCAUACGCAGUCUGCUAAAGAGAACCGAGACAGAGUUGAGUCUUCGUCUAUCGGACGCCCUGAGAAAACAGGAAGACCCUCUUCAGAGACAGCGCCUCCUAGUAGAAGAGGAGAGACUCAAAUACCUCAACGAGGAGGAACUCAUAAUACAGCAAUUACAUGAUCUAGAGAAGUCAGUGGAGGAGAUCCAGAAGAUGUCUGUCAAUCACCGGCAUGUGACAGUACAGGAAUUGGAAGAGAAAUCCUCCCUGCUGAGGAAACUGGGAGAGACGCUCGCAGAGCUGAAGAAUCAAUUCCCAGGGCUACAGAGUAAAAUGCGGGUUGUUUUAAGAGUAGAAGUGGAAGCCGUGAAGUUCCUGAAAGAGGAGCCACACAGACUGGACGCUCUGCUUAAACGCUGCAAAUCAAUCACAGACACUCUCACCACGCUGAGGAGGCAGGUGAAUGAGGGAGUGUGGAAAAACCAGGAUGAGUAUUCAAGUCCCUCCGCUAAACACGGAGGAGGGGAGGACUACAGGAAGAACACAGACUUUGACAUUCCAACCAGCCCACCGCUCAGCCUCAAUGAGACCAGUCUGGCAAAUUGGAGCCCUCACUCCAGUCAAGGCAACGCUCACAGCCUAUCCCACUCCAACCCUUCUCCUGCACAGCGCGAGAAAGACUCUCACGGAGUGGGGUCAUUAAAGGGGCGGGGCCUGGAGGAGCUGGGAGUACGAAGCGGGUCUGAAAAGGCUUCGUCAGUGGAAGUGAGACUGGCAGCAGAGAGAGACUGGGAGGAAAAGAGAGCCAGUCUAACUCAGUACAGUGCUCAGGACAUUAAUCGACUGCUGGAAGAGACUCAAGCUGAGCUCAUGAAGGCCAUUCCAGAUCUGGACUUUGCUGCCAAGCAGAUCAAACCUGCUCAGAACCAGAACCAGAAUCAGAACCAAAUCCAGAACCAGACCCCAACUAGCACCAAUGCCACACCAGAGCACAGGCCUAAUAAACCUCAGCAUAAACUCUCCAGUAAAGAGGGCGGAUCCAGACGGGGCUCCGAUGAGCUGACAGUGGCGAGGUAUCGAACUGAGAAGCCCUCAAAAUCGCCCCCUCCUCCACCUCCCCGUAGGAGUUUCCCGUCCUCCCCUGGGCUUACUACACGCAGCGGAGAGAUGAUCAUUCCUGGAAAGAGUAUAAAGAAAUCUGAAUCAGAGGAGACCGAGUCUCAGAAGCCACACGUGAAGCUGAGGAGGAGUGUAUCUGAAGCCCCCCGGCCGGCCUCCACCCCUCCAACCAUCGCUGGUGAACGAGAGGAUGGGAACGAGGAGAAGUUAGCUGCUGAGCUGGAGACGCAGCAUGGAAUGUCCCCCACUUUGGUCCCCCAGAUAAUCUUGACUGAAUGUAACUCACUCCCCACAUCCCCUUCAGAGGACUCGGUUAAGGCCAGUCCAUCUGCAGCACCACAUGUUACUGACAGUGCACAGACAAUACAAGACAAUGUAACUGGAAAUGACAUCAGAGUAAGUUACUUUAGCCACAUUGUCAGGACUCCCAGUCUGUCACUAUGGAAACAAGACUUGGAUGCGGCCCAGAGGGAGCCACAGACAAGGCAGACUCCUGUUCAGGAUGUGGCCCAGUCCUGGCCACACUUAACAAGGGAGAGAGCAAUUAAACAGCCUCUGAGGAGGGAGCCAAGGCUCCAGGAUUCUCUUGAGGCAGAGAGAGAGCUGAAAGACGAGACAUCAAGAGAUCAGAGGCCAGGGACUCUCCGCCAAAAGGCGGAAACUACAUCGUCAGUCUUGCAGGAAAACGGCCCCUCUGAGACAUCUCAUGUGGGUUUGAUCCGAACUCAGGGUGUUGGAGGGGAAAAGGAAGACAUCUGCCACAGCACCUACCGUCGGCUGGACAGUCUGGAGGAAACCAUUCAUGAGCUGGAGCUUAGCUUGAUGGAGUUCAGCACAGACCCUCACACAGGGAACAUCUGCCCCAUUGCUGCCCAGCCACAGAGCUCUUCCACCAUCAGCAGCUCCCUAAAGAUAUCCAGCAGCACUCGACAUACAGCACAAAGCCCUGAAGAUGGAGGCGAAGUAAACAGACCCCCUGUCCCACCUAAACCUACUUACAUCAGUACAUCAACAGCCAAGACUGGUGAUGGUAAGGCACUCACUCGUCUAAAACACCUGCAGCAAAGUGGAUCAGAAAAGAGCAAAACAAGCAAACAGAGAGAUGACUUCCUUAAGAACCAGGGUCAACAGCAGAGUGCUCUCCCUGGCUGCCCACGUACCUGUAGAUGGAAAAUAAAUCAACACAUCAUUUCUUUACAAAGACUUUACACACUCCUUCUUGGUUUUACUCUCUUCAUUUCUCUGCAUGCUCCCUCUCGCCCUAUCUUUACGUGCAUUUAUUAGUUCAUCAGAAUGAAUGAAUGAAUUGAAUCUGAACUGGGUACAAAUUAAUUGUGAAUACUUGAUGAUCUGAAUUAGAUUCAGAGAGGGCCAUAAGUUUAAUUGUGUGCUGCAUUAAUUGACCCUUUGCUAAGUUCCACCCCCCUUGGUUACAUUUGCUCACUCUGACAAGCUUUGCAGAACUUCCAGUAGGAAUGAAUGGGAGAUUGCAGUGAACAGCGUGGUUUUUGGCCAAAUAUUCUCAUAAACGGAAUGGAUAAUAUUCUUACAUGAGAUGGAAUGAAGAGUGACAUUUUAAAGCAUAUUUAUCUGAUGUUUAUUGUGAAAGAAAUUGUUAAAUUACACAGUAAUUAGAUUGAAAACCAAGGAGACUGUGAAUCAGAAUUGAAGCAAAGAUCAUCACUGUCACUUGAAAAGAGAAAAGCAUCUUUUGAUGGAGAUUACACACCAUUAUAACAUUAGUGUAAGUGAACAGAACUGCUUACAAUGUCUCAUAACACACUCACUAGAAUGCUGUGAACUCUUUAUUUUC